This is a messenger RNA of Colletotrichum karsti, 462 nucleotides long. RefSeq lists its product as uncharacterized. The record is from RefSeq and is a predicted model, not a curated record. The coding region runs from base 1 to 462 and encodes 153 amino acids. Lineage: Eukaryota; Fungi; Ascomycota; Sordariomycetes; Glomerellales; Glomerellaceae. The transcript has a single exon.
AUGGCUUCGAAAAGUACCUCGCAGACCUCCAAGACGGAUGGCUCUACCGAGGCGGCUGACCCGGUACUCGCCCUCUCGGCCCCGACCCCGGCCCCGUCUCCCCUGAACCCGUCCUUCCAGAAGCAAGGUACCUCGCCUCCUACGACAUCCUCCAAGCUCAUCCGACACAAAACUAACAAACGCGCAAAAGGCCACCAGUCCCUCGCCGCCCGCCGCGCCCACCGCCCCGAGGCCAUCACCAUCCCUCCCGCCUCCCCCUCGCCCUCCGAGCUCUCGACGAUCAAGCUCGAAGACCUCGCGAGCCUCUCCCGCGCCUCCUCCGAGCUCCCGCUCCGGGCCCAGGGACCCAACACGAAGUCGCCCCGCGUGCUCAUGAACACCAACACCUUCCGCUGGGUCAAGAUGAAGGACGGCGUCUGGGUCAAGGUGAAGCGCUACCGCUUCAUCAUCAUCCGCAAGUGA